Molecule: messenger RNA, 954 nt
Organism: Trypanosoma cruzi
Lineage: Eukaryota; Euglenozoa; Kinetoplastea; Trypanosomatida; Trypanosomatidae
Exons: 1
Coding region: 1-954 (317 amino acids)
Source: RefSeq, a predicted model, not a curated record
AUGACGGAGGGCGAGUCGCAAAAGUGGAAGUCGUCUCUGCUCCAGAAACGUCUGGUGACUCGCAGUGCAUUUUGCAACGAAGCAUCGCAAUGCGCCGCGUCCAUUCUGCGCUCCGAAGCGGCUCGCGUGGAUGGUCAACUUUGCGAUGACGUUCGCGCCGUGUUGGCCGGCAACGCAGUUUACAUCCGCCGUUUUGUGUGUGACGAGGCUGACAUGCGGCUUUACGAGAGGCUGAGGGCGGAGUUGGUGGCCGCGACGGGGGCGAACAUGUCACGCGACGGCGGACGCAUCGAUUGGAGCCGUCAUGAAAUAUUUGAGAACCCGACAGGAAUCAGCGCGAUGUUUAACGAAAUAAUAGAAAUGCUGGCGGAGUACUUUGAUUUGGACGUGUACGCCACGCGACUGAAUUAUUACCGCGACGGGCAUCAGUGGAAGCCGCAGCAUCACGACAGCCAUGCGUAUGGAGGCACCUCCACCCACGCCGGCGAGAGGUUGCGCGAGGACUUUACGGUGGGCAUCACACUUGGGGCGACGCGCAGUCUUCUCUUCGUGCACGAGGCCUCUGGCCAGCAGUUUGACUUCCCGCAGCGCAACGGUGACUGCUUUGCCUUUACAAGUGAAGUAAACAACGCAUUUACGCACGGGGUACCGCGUGUUAACACGCCGAUUGGCGAUCGUUUCAGCAUCAUCGCGUGGGGGCGGCGUCGUGCGAUGAAUGAACGUAACAGUGAUCGAGCGGUGACUUCUUUUGAAGGCAGCGAUCUCCGAUCCGUCGAUGACGCCAUACAGGCUGCCCAUCAACUUGUCUCCCGCGCUUCUGCAUCCACAAGGCAAACGGUGGCACCAACACUGUCGACGAGUAUGGAGAUGAACGACGGGAACAGCCAUAGAAAUGAGAGCAGCGCUGGAAGCAGCGUGCCCGCGAAGAAAAAGAAGAAGAAUCGACUUCAGUGA